AUGUCGAAAGAUGGUAGCCAUCCGAGGUACACAGUUCUACUGCCAACCUACAACGAAAAGGAGAAUUUACCAAUAUGUGUUUGGCUGAUCGAAAAGUAUAUGAAAAAAAAUGAAUUUUCUUAUGAGGUGAUCAUUAUUGACGAUAACAGCCCAGACGGAACAAUGGAUGUGGCUAAGAAGCUGGAACAUGAAUUUGGCAAUAACAAGAUUGUUUUAAGGCCUAGGGCAGAGAAGUUAGGUCUUGGAACUGCUUACACUCACGGAUUGCAAUUUGCUCGAGGUGAUUAUGUCAUCCUCAUGGAUGCUGACCUGUCACAUCAUCCAAAGUUCAUUCCUGAAAUGAUCAAACUUCAACAACAUAAAAACUAUGACAUUGUAACAGGCACACGCUAUGCUCGAGGCGGUGGUGUUUCGGGUUGGGAUCUCAAACGUAAAUUCGUCAGUCGUGGUGCCAAUUUUUUAGCUCAGUUUCUACUUCGACCCGGGGUUUCUGAUUUAACUGGUUCUUUUCGUCUAUAUCGCAAAGAUGUUCUGGCAAGGCUGAUUGCUGACAGCGUUUCAAAAGGAUAUGUGUUUCAGAUGGAAAUGAUGUUUCGUGCAAGCAAACUGAAUUACCGCAUAGGAGAAGUGCCCAUCUCGUUCAUUGACCGUUUUUACGGUGAAUCCAAACUUGGGAGCCAAGAAAUUGUUGAUUACAUCAGAGGAUUGUUAUAUCUGUUCAUUUUUGUUUAG
This is a messenger RNA of Brugia malayi, 732 nucleotides long. RefSeq lists its product as uncharacterized. Gene Ontology annotation, cellular component: endoplasmic reticulum membrane. The transcript is spliced from 6 exons. Lineage: Eukaryota; Metazoa; Nematoda; Chromadorea; Rhabditida; Onchocercidae. The coding region runs from base 1 to 732 and encodes 243 amino acids. The record is from RefSeq and is a predicted model, not a curated record. Gene Ontology annotation, biological process: GPI anchor biosynthetic process; protein O-linked glycosylation via mannose. Gene Ontology annotation, molecular function: dolichyl-phosphate beta-D-mannosyltransferase activity.